This is a messenger RNA of Suillus subaureus, 1719 nucleotides long. RefSeq lists its product as uncharacterized. NCBI's taxonomy places the organism in Eukaryota, Fungi, Basidiomycota, Agaricomycetes, Boletales, Suillaceae. The annotation marks the transcript as partial. The record is from RefSeq and is a predicted model, not a curated record. The transcript has 3 exons.
AAUGGGUCAACCUUUUUGGAUGUAUUCGAUGCUGAUGAAUUUGUGGAGUACAGGAAGGACAAUCUCUUCUACCCUUUUGCAUCCAAGGAGGAAUGGGAAGUUGCUGACUAUCUCCUUCACUCAUCCCUGAGUAUGGCAGCAAUUGAUGAAUUCUUGAAGCUUCACAUGAUCCAAAAUUUACAACUAUCAUGCAGCAAUGCUAGUGAAUUGCAUAGUCAUGCCAAGAUGCUCCCCAGCAGACCAAGCUGGAAAUGCCAGACCAUUCCCUCACUUCAUCCUACAAAACUUCCUAUCCGCUUAUUCUGGCGAGAUCCCAUUGAAUGCCUGGAAAGCCUUUUCAGCAAUCCUCUGUUUCAUGAUAAGCUCGAUUUUGUCCCUUGUCGCAUGUACAAAAUGGCAGCGUGGCUUUUGAGGGUAUAUUCUGAAUGGUUGACAGGUAAUUCUGCAUGGGAUGUGCAGAGCCAAUAUCCUAGAGGUGCUAUGAUCCUCAGUGCUGUUUUAUCUUCUGAUAAAACAAAUAUCACUACCAUGACUGGUGCCAGGAUCGCCCAUCCACUUCUUCUUGGCCUUGCCAACAUACAUAUGCAUACUUGGAUGAAACUCUCAUCCAAAGCAUUCAUGCUCACAGCUCUUCUCCCCAUUCUGAAGUACCUACACCCCAACCAACGGAUGCAUGGUGUGCUUGAAGACUGCCUGGUGCAUGAGUGCCUUUCAAUUGUCCUGAAGCCCUUGAUGAUAGCGGUGGAAGUUGGCAUCAUGAUGUCUGAUCUGGUGGGAAAUGUUCGACACUGUUUUAUGCCUCUUGCAGUGUACAUCAUUGAUACCCCAGAGGCAGCCAUGCUUGCAUGCAUGCAUGGGAAGACAUCUCCUUUCACCAUGGCUUCAUAUCUACAGUUUGGGGAUCAUUUCUGGCACCCUGCUCGUACGCAUGCAAUAAUUCUCGCUCAGCUUGCCAGUAUUGCAGUUGAUCCAAAUGAUCUCGAGGUGUAUUUUGAGGCAUGCUCUGAACACCAGCUAAAUGGUGUUCAUGCACCUUUCUGGAAGGGCUUCCCCCACACUGAUCCCUCCAUCUUCCUGAUGCCAGAACCACUACAUCACUGGCAUAAGGAAUUUUAUGACCAUGACCUUCAGUGGUGUCUCAAGGUUGUUGGCACCCAGGAGUUAGAUUUCAGGUUCUCUAUAUUACAGCCCAUCACAGGCUAUCACCACUUCACAGGUGGAAUUUCAAAACUCAAGCAGGUCACAGGCAGAGUUCAUCAUGACAUUCAGCGCUAUAUUGUUGGCCUGAUAUCUGGUGUAGCUCCUCAUCACUUUGUGAUUGCAAUACAUGCCCUCAUGGAUGUCUGGUACUUGGCGCAGUGCCCUGCACCUGAUGACGACUUACUGUCAUGUAUUGACCAAUCCCUUUUGACAUUUCAUGAAAAUAAGAAUGUCAUCAUGACAUUAGGUGCAUGGAUGGGAGCAAAGAAACCAAUUGACAAUUGGUUCAUCCCCAAGUUGGAGCUCCUGCAGAGCAUCACGUCUAGUAUGCGCAAAGUUGGUGCCCUCAUCCAGUGGUCCACAGAUGCAACUGAACAUGCCCAUGUAUCUGAAAUUAAGGACCCUGCGCAACACACAAACAAUAAUGAUUAUGACCCACAGAUAUGUUGCUAUCUGGAUCGUCAGGAGAAACUGCGAUGUUUCACAAUCACUACAACACUCAAAGUCACAAUCCUGUAG